Colletotrichum chrysophilum is the source of this 1005-nucleotide messenger RNA. RefSeq lists its product as uncharacterized. Gene Ontology annotation, molecular function: S-adenosylmethionine-dependent methyltransferase activity; tRNA binding. Gene Ontology annotation, cellular component: nucleus; cytoplasm. Gene Ontology annotation, biological process: tRNA wobble uridine modification. The coding region runs from base 1 to 1005 and encodes 334 amino acids. The record is from RefSeq and is a predicted model, not a curated record. The transcript has a single exon. Lineage: Eukaryota; Fungi; Ascomycota; Sordariomycetes; Glomerellales; Glomerellaceae.
AUGGGAGCGUCAUCCGGCCCCCAACCCGGCGCCGGCACGGCCGUGCCCGCCGCCGAUCCCCAUUCGCCGGAGCCCCCUUCUGCUCUCGGCGACUCCUCCGCCGCCGCCGCAGCCCCGUCAUCAACGCCAACAGCCCAAACUCAGACCGACGGUCAGCAGGAAGACGCUGAGUCCUACGAGUCCCGCCACGUCCACACCGUCUACGAGGCCAUCGCCCCGCACUUCUCAUCCACCCGCUACAAGCCCUGGCCCCUCGUCUCUUCCUUCCUUCUAUCCCUCGCCCCGGGCUCCGUCGGCCUCGACGCCGGCUGCGGCAACGGCAAGUACAUCGGCGUCAACCCAUCCCUCUACAUCAUCGCCUCAGACCGGAGCGCGAACCUCGUCUCCCUCGCACGGGACUACCAGCCCCCGUUCUACAAUGAGAACGCGCCCAAAGGGGCGAAGAAGAAGGGCGGGAGCACAAAGUCCACCACUACCGCUGCCGCUGCUGCGGCUCCCGUCGAGACUGCUGCUCCUCCUCCGCUAGUAGCAACCCCAAAAAACCAGGUGCUAGUCGCCGACUCGCUGGCCCUCCCCUACCGCCCCUCCGCCUUUGACUUUGCCAUCUCCAUCGCCGUCAUCCACCACAUGUCAACCCGCGAGCGCCGCCGUGCCGCCGUCGCCGCGUUGCUGUCCUCCGUCCGGCCGGGCGGCCAAGGCCAACAAGGAGGGGGCAAAGUUCUCGUCAUGGUCUGGGCCCUCGAGCAGGGGAACAGCCGGCGAGGAUGGGACGCCGGCGCGGACCAGGACCAGCUCGUUUCGUGGGUCACCAAGGGCAGCAAGACCACUGACACCGAGGCCGCCACCGAGGAGGAUAAGAAGCCCAAGGACACGACCUACCAGCGCUAUUACCACCUCUACCGCGAGGGCGAGCUGGAAGAAGACGUCGUGGCUGUGGGCGGCAGAGUUCUCGAGAGCGGCUACGAAAGAGACAACUGGUGGGCCAUAUUCUGCCGGGACUCAUAG